Molecule: messenger RNA, 2724 nt
Organism: Dioszegia hungarica
Lineage: Eukaryota; Fungi; Basidiomycota; Tremellomycetes; Tremellales; Bulleribasidiaceae
Exons: 8
Coding region: 1-2724 (907 amino acids)
Biological process (GO): mismatch repair; nucleotide-excision repair
Cellular component (GO): nucleotide-excision repair factor 2 complex; cytoplasm; nucleus
Molecular function (GO): single-stranded DNA binding; damaged DNA binding
Source: RefSeq, a predicted model, not a curated record
AUGGGAACAGUAGCUGGACCAUCCAAGCCUCGACGACCUCUGGGAACAGCCUCUGAGCCGGAAGUCCUCAGUAGCGGCGACUCCUCUGAUGAUUUUGAGGAGGUUCCUAUCCCGACCACUCCUGGUGCGCGCGCAAAGUCCCAGAAUGCCUCGGCAGGACCGUCGUCUCCAUAUCCCUAUUCGGCCGCCACACCAACCACGCCCGGGACCAACGUUACUGCGCGGAACACACCCGCAGCUACCACGGCGGGUGAGACGGAUGAGGAUCCAUAUGCGGAGGACGACGAUGAGGAGGAGGAGGGAGACGGAGUGAUCAGGCUUGAGAUUGGUGGAGAGACGCCAGAAGAAAAGGCGAAGCGGAUAGCUUUGGCACUGAGGAAGAAACCCAUGACCUCCAAAGAUCGGAUACUGCGGAUCACGAUCCACAAGAUGCACGUUUUAUCCUUACUUGCCAAUGCGAGAAUACGGAACAAAUGGGCGAGCAACAUGCUACUCAAGGGUCGACUACUGUCACUACUCCCACAUCCCCUCGUUGCUGCUUUUAGCAUCCCUCCCUCCCGCUUCCCCGACCGAGCACAACGAGCCCGCCUCUUUGUCGACGCCCUACAAUCGCUGGUCCUCUGGUGGACUCAGACCUUCUUUGACAUCCCCGACACGACUAUCGGUCAGCGUACGCGGCCAUGGGACGAAGUCCAAGAGAUCGUCGACAAGCUGCCCCGACUCUCUCGGCAGGACUUCCUCCCUGGCGGACCCCUCCUAGACGGCGGAAAGUCAGACAAGGAGAAAGAGAAGGAGGAACAAGAGCGACUAGAAAAAUACGGCGACGGCGCGAAUGGCGAGCGUCUCCGGACCGUCAACAGCCUGAUGAAAAAGGCACUACAACAAGAGGGCUCACGGGACGUUUCGGCGAUCCUCUUUGUCGCGCUCUGUCGGGCGUGCGGACUCGGCGCGAGACUGGUGGUCAGCCUCCAGGCGGUCCCGUGGCGCGCUGAAAAGGUGGUCGUGAAGAAGCCGUCCGGCGCGGGGAAGGGCGGGCGGAGCGUAGCGUCUCGCCAAGGGCAGGGCACGGCGGAUGAGGACGCGGAUAGUGACGAGUCGAUGGAGGAGGUGCCUAUACCUGGGAAGGAGGAGGAUGAGGAGGAGGAGGGUGAAGGCGGACCAGGGGAGAUCAUGGAGAAGAUCAAGAAUAAGAGGAUUAGGGGAGCGGGGAGGCGGAGACAACAGGAUCCAGCGGACGUGUAUCGGUUGAGGAAACCAAAACCUGCGCCACAGACCGUCGGGGCAAAGCCAAAGGUCAAGACCAAGCAAGAUUUGGGGAACCAGCCACCGGUCAUUUGGGCAGAGGUCUUCAGCAGGCCUGACCAGAAGUGGUUCCCAGUCGAUCCGACCCGGGGGACCGUACGAAAGAAGGGACAUUUUGAGCCCCAGUCGGAUAAUGGUCCUAUUCGGAUGACCUAUGUUGUCGCUUUCGAAGAGGGUGAGUCACAGCUACGCAGCGAGUCAGCAUCGGCUGAUACCUCAGAUGGCUUUGCCAGGGACGUCACUUUACGGUAUACCAAGUCGUUUGGCGCAAAGACGGCCAAACUUCGGGCUCCGCAGAGGAAGGAUGAGCCAGAUUGGUGGGAGGGUGUACUUGGGUUCUUGGCUCGUCCAUAUCGACUCAACCGAGAUGACCUCGAAGAUGCCGAGCUGGAGAAUAGUCAGAUAUCCGAGGCGAUGCCCGUUCACAUGAACGGCUUCAAAGAUCACCCCUUAUUCGUCCUCGAACGCCAUCUCAAGCGCGAAGAAGUCAUUCAGCCCAAACGUGAAGUCGGCAAAUUCCGGGGCGAGUCCGUCUACCGCCGCGCCAACGUCUUAUCCUGCAAGACCGCCGAAAGCUGGAUGCGGGUCGGCCGGAAGGUCAAGGACCGGCAAGAACCGAUGAAGUGGGUCAAGCAGCGUGCGAUGACCAUCAACAAGAAGAGAGAGGUGGAGUUGGCGAAACAAGCGGGGGAGGAUGUUAUGCAGGGCUUGUAUGCAGAGGGGCAGACUAUGAUUUAUCGGCCGCCCCCGAUACAGGAUGGCAAGAUACCGCAAAACGCUUUUGGGAAUAUCGACCUGUAUGCGCCGACCAUGCUGCCGCAAGGUGCUGCCCAUCUAGCUUACAAGGGUAUCGCCAAAGUCGCCAAGCAGCUGGGCGUUUCCUACGCCGAAGCAUGUACCGGCUUUGAGUUCAAAAAGCAGCGCGCAAUACCCACCAUCACCGGUAUCGUCGUUCCAGAGGAGUCAGCCGAGGCGGUCAUGGACGCCUACUGGGCGAGUACGGCCGCUGCGGAGGAGCGUGAAAAGCAGAAGCGGAUCGAUAAGGCGUUGAAGCGAUGGGGCAAGUUGAUCAAUGCUUUGAGGGUCAGGGAGAGGUUGCGAGCGACGUACGGGGACAAGGAAGGGGUGAGUUGCCACUCUUCCCAACGAUACUACAAGCACCGUGUGUCGGAUCUAUCGGCUGACGUCUUCAGCUCCACGACCAGAGUCACAACCCCCUCGCUGAGGCCGACGCCGACGGCAACGACAAGUCCAAGGCGAAAGGCAAACGGUCGGCCGCCAACGUCUUGGCUCAGGCGAAUCAGGAAGCCAGUACGGCAUGGGCGGAUCGAGCGCGGGACAAGUCCGAGUCUCCACCGGCGCGGGAGGAUGCGCUGCCCGAGGUCGCCGUGCAGGACUUUGCCACGGGCGAGGUGGGCUUAA